Hibiscus syriacus is the source of this 2482-nucleotide messenger RNA. RefSeq lists its product as uncharacterized. Gene Ontology annotation, molecular function: GTPase activator activity; RNA binding. The transcript has a single exon. The coding region runs from base 377 to 2260 and encodes 627 amino acids. The record is from RefSeq and is a predicted model, not a curated record. Gene Ontology annotation, biological process: vesicle-mediated transport. Lineage: Eukaryota; Viridiplantae; Streptophyta; Magnoliopsida; Malvales; Malvaceae.
UUGGUGUAUUCUUUUUAUCAAACCCGAUUCCCACUCCCUUCUUUCUAGGCUGGGAAUUUCGUGGCCAGUACCACCGUCAUCACUGUCGUCAGAAGCCGUGCCGGCCGCCACCUCCGGUUGCCGUUGACCACCGAAUCGCCAAGAUUUGCUCGCCUCGACGGAAGCAACAAGGUUAUAGGAUUUUUUUCAUGAGGGAGAGCCUACAUCACAGUAGAUCUACGCCGACACCCAUAGAUUCAUCCGGCGUCACCGGUGGUUGGUGACCACAAGCAAACUUGGUGGACUCGUUCCGACACUGGUAAUGUAAUUCUGAACGUGGAUUCGUCAAAAAAGGCACUCAUCUUAACAAAAACCACUGAGAUCAUUCCAGCUUAGAAUGUACCGAUCUCCUUCGGUAGCUAUUGGAUCGUCUCGGAUCCGAGGUAUGUUGUUCCCGGGGAUUUUCAACGCCUACUCACCUUUGGGUUUAGCCAAACGAGAGGCAAGACUAAGGUUAAAGGCUCCGUCCGAGACAUUUGCUUCAAGGUCAGCAGCUACAAGCCGUUUACAGUUUAUACAGUCUCGACAGAGUAACAAAAUUUGUGUGGACUGUAAAAAUAAAAUUCCACAGUGGGCUUCGGUAACAUACGAUGUUUUCAUGUGCUCAAAGUGUUCCUGCAAACACCAAGGCUUAGGUGUACAUAUCUCGUUCGUUCAAUCUGUUAACAUGGAUUCGUGGUCAGAUAUUCAGAUCAAGAAAAUGGAAUCGGGUAGCAACGACAAGCUCAACGCUUUUUUGGAACAAUAUGGUAUUCCUAAAGAAACUGAUAUCGUUACCAAGUAUAACACUACUGCUGCGCGUAUUUAUCGUGAUCGUAUGCAAGCUCUCAUUGAGGGCCAUGUAUGGAAGAAACCAGCUGUUGUGAAGGAAGCUGUCAAUGGUGGUUCUGAUGGUAAUCAGAAGCAAUCGGCAAGUGCUUCUACAUCCGGAAAUUAUCAAGGUAGUAGAAUGGGAGGUGUUAAGGUGAAGUCGAGGUCGAGUGAGGAUAAGUAUACGAGAUCCCGAUUGGACGUUUCGUCGGCGAAAAAAGAGACUUUUUUUGCCAGCAAAAAGGCGGAUAAUAAAUCUAGGCCUGAAGGUUUGCCUCCUUUACAAGGAACCAAAUAUGGGAUUGGGAAGCGAUCUUUAGUAGAGACAUCAAUAGCUCAACCUGCCGAAGAUGUUGUCCACGCUGGAAUCAAGGAGUUCAUCACAAAGGGGUGUUGUGGUAACAAGUCUGGUGAAGGAGCAAGAAUUGGGAGAAUCGAAUUUAAUAAUUGGUGGAAGGAAGGCCAUACAAAUGUUAGUAAUGGGUACAGAAGUGGAAGUUUCACGUUAUUCAUUGAAAACCUACCAGAGAAGAUCCAUUGGAAGAGACUUGAAUCUUUAUUUUGCACUCACGAUCAUGUAAUUGAUGCCUUUAUUCCUAACAAAAGGAAUUCGAAAGGGGUUCGUUUUGGGUUCAUUCGCUUUGCAACAAUUGAAGAAGCAAGGAAAGCGAUAUCAAAGAUGAAUGGUUCUCAUAUUUACGGCAGCAAAAUUAGAGUCUCUUUGGCUAAAUAUAAUCCUCGACAGUCUUAUUGGAGAAAAUCCUCGAAAGUUGUUCAACGUAAGUCCGGGAUGGAAGUUGUUUCGAGUAAUAAACAUUGUGAAGUUGAGGGUGUUGUGGACGAAGAUAAACUUCACAUGUUGAGUAACUUUCUUGUUGGGUGGGGCAAGAACUUCAUCAAAAUCGGUAAUCUUGCUAGCCAAAUGCAAGCCAAAGGACUCGCUGGUUUCACGUUAAUGAGAGCUGCUGGAAAUGUAGUUCUAAUGAUUUUUGAAGAAUCUGCUUCGUUGAGAAGUUUGAAAAAUGAUAAAUUAGAGAUUCUUGCAAAAUGGUUUUCCAGAGUUGAAGCUUGGUCAGAGAGUCUGGUGGUGGAGUGUCGUCGAGUGUGGUUAAUUUGCGAAGGUGUUCAUUUCCACGGUUGGAAUUGGGAUACUUUCAAAAACAUUGCAGCUAAGUGGGGCAAAUUAUCAGCAAUCGACGACAGCUGUGAGUUUCUAUUGUCUUUUGAUCGGGCACAAAAUCAAAUACUCACAAAGCCUCAAGUGAGAAUUGAUGAGUCGUUGGAGUUAAAGGUCGGUGCUAAUUUCUUCAAAAUCAUGGUGUAUGAAAUUGAUCCUUCCUUCAAACCAAAUUCUUGGGUCCCUGAUGAUUGCGAUAAUUCAUUAGAACUUGUUCCUUCAAUUGGAUCGUAACUAUUCUGGAGCUCUAUUCAGAGGCGUUUCUUUUAGUUUUAAUGGUGGCAAGUGUUGGUUUUCUAUUCUGUUAUGUUCUUUUGCGUUGUUUUUCUUCCUUUUGCUUGAGAUGUAUUUUAGAAAUAGGGUUAUUGUCUUUGGGGCUUUGUGGUUGAUGAUGGGAGAUUUUUAGGUGAUAUGGUUUUUUGUAAUGGUGUAUAUACCCGUAUGAGGGUAUUCGGU